Molecule: messenger RNA, 276 nt
Organism: Paramecium pentaurelia
Lineage: Eukaryota; Ciliophora; Oligohymenophorea; Peniculida; Parameciidae
Source: the annotation of a GenBank genome assembly
AUGUAAAAUAAAGAAAUAAAUAAAUAGGAUGUUCCUAAAAUUGAUAAAUUUCUAAGGAGGGAACAAAUAUUCAAGAAUGAAAAGAAACUAAAUGAAUUGCAUGCUAAUUAUUAUUAAGGGAUUUAAUUAAAUAAGAGAGAACUCCAUUAGGAAGCUAUUAAAUUACUUGAUUAUAAAGUCACUCAUCCUGAAGAUUUAGAAAUUUAUAUUUCAUCUAGUUCAAUAACAGACAAACCAAUGGUUUAUAAACAUCCCUUAUGGUUAUAAGAGAAGUGA